Messenger RNA from Stylophora pistillata, 611 nucleotides. RefSeq lists its product as uncharacterized. NCBI's taxonomy places the organism in Eukaryota, Metazoa, Cnidaria, Anthozoa, Scleractinia, Pocilloporidae. The record is from RefSeq and is a predicted model, not a curated record.
AUUGCACGAAUCGGUUGACAAUGUUGGACAUGUGAUGAAAGUUCUUAAAGAAACCUGCCCCAAAAUUUUUCACUGGACAGUUCAACCAACCAAAAAGACACAGUGUAGAGAUCGAAAAUCAUGUCCAACGUCCUUUUUCUCUAUGCGCAAGCUGAUGAAACCCGAAGCCAGGAGUUGAAAGAUUUUCUUCAAGGAAAACUAGGCUCCUUAGUUAAAGUUGCCACAGUAAGUGACGCCCUGGAGGACGAUUCUACCCUAGAGGACGAGCUUUUCCAAAGUCAAUGCGUCGUUCUUGUUUACACUCAAGACAGCGAAAAGUUUCUGCAAGAGGGAGCGUUCGAUUUUAACGAGGAAUACGUCGUAUUCGAUGGCAGUAUCACUAAAGCAUUCCUGGAGGAGGAUGAGAUGGUUAACCGAGUAAUUGUGAUUCAUUACGGGUGGAGACCGGAGCAAUGGUUUUACGAUCGAGUUCCGAAGAGAAUUUUCCACGUCAGUGAGACGCUGGAGUUGGAAGCAAACCCAAAGGUGGAACAAAUUGUAGACCCGAUUAAAGGGAUUGUUAAGAAAAACAAGAAAUAAAACACUGAGUUCAUAAACUUGGUUGUGAGGUU